AACAAAAGACCUUGGCUAAAUUUUUAAUGUCAUUUUUUUUAUUCCGUCUUAGUAACCGCAGCUUACAAGGAAAGUCUCAAAUAAACCCCUCAUUUCUUCCCUGUAAAUAUUUUAUUUGGCGUACAUCAAUCUCGAACGAAUUCAACAAGGGGGAUAGCGAUGAAGAGAAUAGAAACGAUCUAAUUCGAACUCAAUUAGAUUCGCACAACUUUCAAUGGAUUUAGAGAAGAGAGAGGGAAUUUUGAAUAAGCAUAACCUCGAGUCUAGGUGAAUAUAUCAAACAGUGCACAUGACUUUCGUGGAGACUUAUGGCGGGUGUGACUAGAAUGACCCGAAAGAAUUCGAAGUAUUAACGUAUGUUUGGCAUUUAUCAACAACGAAAGAUUUAUUAUUGAAACUUUCUUCAGGUAACAAAAAGCAAAGAGUACAAAUUUGGUGAUGAGCAGAUGAACACAAUUUCUGCUUUUUCAAGAUACAACACGGCACAAGAACGAACAAGUACCAUGCAGCUGAGAAAAUAACAUUCAAGGUUAAAAGAUUAACCAACCACUCCAAAUCCUUCAAUCGCCUUUCCCGCCAAGGUGCACUGCAAGCCCAGCAAGCUUAAGCACAAUUCGAUCCUCAUCUGUAAGCAGAAAGACAUUUUCGAAGUCUUAACUUUUCUUGAUCUCUUGGAAAGCCUUCCAUCCUACAUAAUCUCAACCAAAUAUCGACUUCACCUAACCCAUCGGAAUAUAAUCCUACGAGCACAAACGAACGUGGUUAUUUUGUCAAGUACUUUAAACCUCAACAAAGUGCACCAAAGAGAAAACCUUAUUAGACUUGAAGAACGCUGACUUUGAAAACCUCCCGCCCCCAUUUUAUUUCACAUACAGUUUCAGUACGCAUGAGGAACUUCCCUAUAUCAAUAAUCCAAGUGUGCCGGUCGGUAUUCAUUCAAUUCAGUGCGACCAGCGAGCGUUCCCCGGACCGAUAGAAGCCGAACUCAUAAAAACGAAGUAAGCAAAAGAACCCGAUCCAGCCAAGUCUAUGGUAACAUCCCCCGCAAGAUCCACAGCUUCACUGAUCCGCUAAAAAGAAAAGCUUCCGGCCCCAGACAUCACACCCACCACACCCACCAUCCAUCCGCCCAUCAUAAAUUCUACGGUUCACCAAGCACAAACUCAAAAUUUUAGCACGAAAUAAUUAAAUCGCCUUUUCCCCUCCAUUUCUCAGCUUAUCAUCGAUAACACAAUAACACAAAUAACACAAUAACACAAUAACACAAGUUUUGAAAGCAGCAUGAGUGAGUAGCUAGAAAAAGUUCUUAUAGUCAGUCGUACCUCUUGUUACUCUAAUGAUUCUUUCCAUCUUUUUGCCUAAUCUCAUACAAGCGCCCUAUGCGCGCUCGUCAGCUUCUCGCGUGUCUUCUUGCAUGACCUUAGCCACAUCUCACAUUGCGUCUCCAUCAUCUGUCCGACAGAGCACUCUCGUGUUGAGCAGGGAGCGUACAGCACAUUUCCCCGCGUUACUUGAUGCGUAGGAGAGUCUGGGGACAUCUUCUGCCUUUUGCAUUAUGUCUAGCUUACCACCCAUCUCCACUCAUUCGCAUUGCCCUUGCCUAAUUUCCUUUCCUUCACAUACAACAUGUUCAUCCAAUCUGACCUCGGUCGACAGUAGAGUGACAUCGCCACCCUAUGCACCAAUCUCAGCUUUGUAAAGCUCUUAAAUAUUCUCUCGACUUCUCGACAGAAGUGCUGAUAAACCAGUGUAUCGUACUUCUUGCGGCUUCGUACAACAAUAGUAUGAGAUUAUGACUUCGACACUAGCUGCGCAUCCUCUUACCUUGCCAGCACCUAACAUAAUGGCUCAGAUCGAUGCGCCUGUUAUGUCUCAAAUGGCCGAUCCUAUGCUACAGCGCGGGCCGAACGGAGAGACUGACGACAAGAAUCGCGGAAGACGGCGAAGCCGUACAUCGUUGAGACCCACAGAAGACGAAGAAGAGCUCUCACAUGGAGAACUUGUAGAAGGUCACACUUCUGGUGAUGAUGGUCGCCCGCGAAAGCGGAGGAGAAGUCGCAAAGGCCUGGACAAGAAAUUCGAAUGUUCUACGGAAGGCUGUGGAAAGAGCUAUUCUAGAGCCGAACAUCUGUAAGGUUUACACUAUCGUGGCUGCAUCCGUUUAUUCAUUGCUGACGUCUUCUCCUUUUAGUUAUCGUCACCAGCUAAAUCAUACCCCGAAACAGAUAUAUAACUGCGACUUUGACGGUUGUUCAAGGACGUUUGUUAGGCAGGAUUUGUGUAACAGGCAUCGCGACCGACAUACUGCGAAAGGGUCUCAACUACACAGAAAAGAUUCGAUUUUGAGUCAAGGGUCGCCAACGUCACAGAUCCUGCAACCACAGUCACUUCAAGGGUCCACAUCUCCUGAAGUGACAAGGCCGAGUCUUAUGGGCCCCACCAUACGCACAACACAAAUGCAAUACCAGUCUCCACAAGACAUUCGAUCUACCUCAUACUCGCCAGUGACUAACCCAGCAUCUGGAACAUAUUCCGGUGGUGGGUCAACUAAUGGCGGGGAUGGAUAUCCCUCGGUUAAUUACAAACGUUCUGAUUCUGAGAUGAUUCAUAGGGGCCAGAAUACAUCAUCUGCCGGUUCUAAUACCAGAGGCCAGCGGCACCCAAGCUUCGGAACUCCCGAUGCCAAGUCAGUGGAAUUCUCGAGACCACCGCAACCGAAUGUUGGCCACUAUGGUAUGCUACCGACAGUCUCAAACAACCAAAACUACCGUAGCAAUCAGGCACACAGCCCGCAGGCAUAUAUAAGUCAACAGAAUUUUCCCCCUUUCAGCUUACCGCCUUCGGGAUUUGCGAAUGUGGCUGCAAACACGAUUACCUCCGGUGAGACUGAACCACCGCUCCAGACUCCAGUUUCUGCUGAAUAUCCAAAUGAGAUUAGCCAAGCCCAACAAUCAGGCCCAGAAAUGAUGCUUCUAGAUCAAAUGGCUGUAUCAAACACGAUGCCUGUAUUUGGUGGCGAAGGAUGCUACAACCGAUCCCCAUUCGCCAUACCAGAAGACUUCGUAGCAUAUCUUUUCAGCACUCAACAAAACGACAUGGGUCAAAUGAAUCCACAACCUUAUCCAAAGUAAGUAUUUCGACCUGAUUUCCUAAUCUGUUUUGUAUUCAACUUACUUCUAGCAGUUACCCUGAUGCUACAGCGCAGUAUUACGCCCCAUACUUCACUAAUGAUCUCGGCAAUGGAGGUUUCUAUCCUCCAGCUGCUCAACAAUCUCACCACCCUAUGGCUGUAACUAGUUUACUUGAUACCAGCUUGCCAGAAACCGUUUUGUCAGAAGAGAAGAGUCAAGCCAUUAUCGACUUGAUCAAAGAGAGAUUCAACGAGACUGGAAAUGCACCCUUUGUUAAGCAGAAGAAGGAGAAACUUGUCGAUGGGGAUCGUACUAAUGACAAUCACAUGAUGAGUAGAAAAAUGAUGCAAACAUACAUCGGCAGUUAUUGGUUACAUUUCAGCGAUCAGAUGCCAAUAUGUAGGAUUUUUCUUUGCUAUUAGACGGGCGGUGUAAAGCUUGCUAAUUUUCCUUGCAGUACACAAACCAACCUUUUCUCCGGAUAGGACACCAGAUCUCCUUUUGAUCGCAAUGAUGGCUAUAGGUGCCUCGCUUCUUGAUAAGAUUCACGGUGAAGCUGUGACGGAAGCUGGCGCGGACUUGUCCAAAUUUUUAGCAUGGCACCUCAGAUGGGAGAUAUUUAAUGACCAUCAAUUCCGUCCUCCAGCAAGUCUAUGGGUGUUUCAGGCUCUUUUGCUACUGGAGAUAUAUGAAAAAAUGUACUCGACCAGAGCACUUCACGAAAGAGCUCAUAUCCACCACGCAACCACAAUCACAUUGAUGCGUCGUGGUAGCUCAUUGAUAGGCCGUUCUGCACUGGAUUCCCCCCCGAGUGUGAGAGAUGACAAACAUGGAUACAGUGAUUCACGUCAGUCGUCAGCGUCAGCAGCUAAUACACCCGACGAGUGGUGGAAUCAUUGGAUUAUAAAUGAAGCCACAAGACGUGCUGCAUUUGCGGCAUUUGUUAUAGACUCCACGCACGCAACAAUGUUCGGGCAUUCUACUGUUAUGGUUGCUCACGAAAUGCGACUCCCUUUACCUUGCGAUGAAGCCAUGUGGACUGCCACAAGUAGUGCUGAGGUUGGUAGGUUGGAGUCAAGCCUUCAAGCGAAUGGGAUGAAACCUAUAUCGUUUUUGGAAGGUCUCAAACGGACCCUUAAUGCUCAAGACGUGAGGACAAACUCCUUUGGUCGUACAAUACUGAUGGCGGGCCUUUUGAGUGUCAGCUGGCAUAUGAAUCAACGUGAUCUGCAAGUCAACUCGUUAGGUGUAUCGCAGGCACUGGGCGGGCGGGACAAAUGGAGAGGAUCUUUGACUCGAGCAUUCGACCUUUGGAUGCAAGAUUUCGACUCAUCUUUGCUGAAACAAUCUCAAACUAUGUCAGGACCAUAUGCCUACACUGGUAAGGAGAACAAUGUUGUAUACCAAUCCAGGACAGUGCUCCAUCAUCUCGCACACAUGGCAAUGCAUGUUGACGUUGUCGACUGUCAAAUAUUUGCCCGAGCAAAACGUCUUCUUGGCCGCGCGAUCGGAUCGCAGGACUUAAACAGUGCCCAAAGAAGAAUGAGAGACAUUUGGGCACCGACUGCGAAAGCUAGGGACGCAACCUUUUAUGCGAUCAAAUUUCUCUGCACUGUCCUCCUUCCCGAAAAAUCCGCCUCAAUGUCCCAUGGCUACGAUCAUGUACAACCGGAUUCACCAGUGGAGUAUUCUGCUCGCGACGAUAUCCUUCUCAAUAGACCGUGGGUGUUAUAUUUUGCUGCUCUGAUCGUUUGGUGCUAUGGCUAUGCUCUUGAAGGGCCAACCAGUGCUCCGGUCCCUGAACGUCAUUCAAAGAUUGAUCAAGCCCGAGAUAUGCGAGCCUACCUGCGACGAUUUGGCUCGAUCAGUAAUCCCGAGGAACUGAAAAAGUUGACCGGGCUCAAUGGAUGUACUGGAUUGCUCAUGAUUCUCCAAGGUGUCUUUGAGAAAACACAAUGGGAAUUAUUGCACGAAGCUGCAUCAUUAUUGGACAAUUGUAUCAAUCUUGUCAGUGGCCAGCCACAUCCACUUUCUCGUAAUUUAUGAGGAAAUGAGUGGAAAAGGAAGAAAAUAGGCCUUGUAUGUAGGUAGAUAGCUUUAUGACUGUAACAUAAUUUUAGGAAGACAUGGGACUGGAUGUUGAUACUGAUACUGUAUGGGUUUGGAACAGAGGAUCGCUUGGAGAAUAGCACGGGGGUAUUAUUCUUUUACGAAAUUUCAGGUAUAGGCAUCAUGAAGGAAGGACAGUUUGUGAUAGGAUUCUUUAGGUUGGGUUGGGUUGGCUCGGGAUACAUAAAUAUAUUUAUUCUGACGGAGAUUUUGAGAUAUCAAUCUCUUUAAGUCAGUUAAUAUAAAUAAUAACUUCAGUCAUU
Sclerotinia trifoliorum is the source of this 5503-nucleotide messenger RNA. The record is from the annotation of a GenBank genome assembly. NCBI's taxonomy places the organism in Eukaryota, Fungi, Ascomycota, Leotiomycetes, Helotiales, Sclerotiniaceae.